GCCUGGGACAUUGCUAUUGGAUGCUGGGCACUCCGCGCAGAAGAUCGCGAGGGCCACCCGUGUCCAUGAGCAUUUAGACAACGAGACAGUUGCAUUCUUUGAGGGCGGGCUGGGCCCCUGGCAUGGCGACUGCCAGUUGGAGGCCGAGCUAGAG
Molecule: messenger RNA, 154 nt
Organism: Prorocentrum cordatum
Lineage: Eukaryota; Dinophyceae; Prorocentrales; Prorocentraceae
Source: the annotation of a GenBank genome assembly